Molecule: messenger RNA, 498 nt
Organism: Aspergillus welwitschiae
Lineage: Eukaryota; Fungi; Ascomycota; Eurotiomycetes; Eurotiales; Aspergillaceae
Exons: 2
Source: RefSeq, a predicted model, not a curated record
CUCCCUGGUAUCCAGCACGCAAAUGCAGUUCUUCCCACUGAAAGACCCCGCAUUGACGCGCAGCUCCUUUAAAUACCAUUACUACAUCUGCGUGCUCACAGAAUCUCUUUCUGCCCAUUCGCGACCACCUCGUCAUUGAAGAUAUUCAGAUGUUAUUUGUACGGGGUGAUCGGUAAGAUUCUUCAUUUCGGCGAUUAUGGAGAACUUAGGGCGUAGUAGAGCGGAAUGUUUGCAGAUUCUGGGACUCGAAGCAGACCUUGGUCGGUAUUGUCAAGCGUGUUGGUGGGAUUCCUCUGGUUGUGUGACCGUAAAGCGGCCACACCUGCUUGUUAUGUAGUUACCCGCAUGGCUUUCACUGUUGAGUGGGCAGGUAACGGAUACAUAUCAGUGUUAGGCAUUAAGCACUUAAAUUAAAGGCUAUUGAUGAGUGACUUAUAGCUGAGAAUGGGUUGCGAGAUACAUGAGUGCGCUGAGCCAUGGUGCAGCUUCAUCGUUUCG